Messenger RNA from Daphnia magna, 1237 nucleotides. Its product is annotated as torsin-1A. Gene Ontology annotation, biological process: cellular response to misfolded protein. The transcript has 6 exons. The record is from RefSeq and is a predicted model, not a curated record. NCBI's taxonomy places the organism in Eukaryota, Metazoa, Arthropoda, Branchiopoda, Diplostraca, Daphniidae. The coding region runs from base 100 to 1155 and encodes 351 amino acids. Gene Ontology annotation, molecular function: ATP hydrolysis activity; ATP binding.
AUUUUUUCAACAACCUAUUGUUUAUCACAAAGUCAAACUUGGCGUAUAUUUAAUGACGAUUUUAAAAUAGUGUUGCAUGAAUUUCAAUUUCUUUCCACAAUGGAUUUCUAUAGAUUGAUGCUAUAUAUCGUUUUAUUGCACUCAUUCAAAUCUACCUCAGGGUAUUCGGUGCUAGCUCUUGUAACCGAUUUUUUUCUUUCUAGCUAUGAAAAACUGCGAUGUCCUUUAGGUGAUUGCUGCAAUAACCAUUGGAUUCCAAAUAACACUACAAAACUACAAGAAUUAUUAAAACAAGAUGUCUUUGGUCAACAUAUUGCAACAGAGGUUGUUUCCCGUCAGAUAGAAGCCCACUUGUCCAAUCCUAGUCCUUCAAAGCCUCUAGUAUUAAGUUUCCAUGGUUGGACAGGGAAUGGGAAGAAUCAUGUUGCUUACUUAAUAGCCAAGAGCCUUUACAAGAAGGAAACAGAUAGUCAGUUCUAUCACCACUUCAUAUCCACAGUACACUUUCCUCAUCAGCACAAUACACAACUAUAUCAAGAUCAAAUUAGAUCCUGGGUGAGUGGUAAUGUCAGUAGAUGCACCCAAUCGCUUUUUGUUUUUGAUGAAGUAGACAAGAUGCCAUCAGGAGUAUUGGAUGGUAUCAAAGCUUAUUUGGAUUAUGUUGACAGAGUGGAUGGUGUUGACUACAGGAAAUCCAUAUUUAUUUUCCUGAGCAACACUGGAGGUAAAGAGAUUACUAAAAAAGUACACGACAUCUGGUUGAAAGGGAACGUCAAACGAGAGGAAUUGACAGUGCGAGAUUUUGAACGACUCGUUGAGCUGGGAGCUUUCAACGAAGAAGGUGGCGGGUUGCAUCAGAGUCGCCUGAUUGAGAAACAUUUAAUUGACGUCUACGUUCCUUUCCUGCCCAUGGAAAAAAUACAUGUCCGACUGUGCGCGGAAAACGAAUUUAACAAACAAAAGUAUUUUCCAAGAAACAAAGAAGCAGCUUUACAGAAAAUUGUUGAUGGACUCCAUUAUUACCCUGAAGACAAAGAGCUCUACUCGACAACUGGCUGUAAAAGAGUGGCCCAAAGAGUGAGUUUGUACAUAGCCGAGGAACGUUACAACAAUCGUGCAUAUGGAAGACGCCACCAUGAUAGUAGUGAACUCUAAACUGUUUCACUACUCUUUAAGAUGUUUUAAUGAUGGGAGAAUUGUACCCCCUGUUGAAACAUAAACUGUGAUAAAUCUGUCA